Molecule: messenger RNA, 23918 nt
Organism: Coregonus sp. 'balchen'
Lineage: Eukaryota; Metazoa; Chordata; Actinopteri; Salmoniformes; Salmonidae
Source: the annotation of a GenBank genome assembly
AUGGCGGAGGGAGGCGGACCCGAGUCGGGUAGUGCGGCAGACCCCGAUCCGGAGCCGGUAGCCGCUCAAAUACCGACACCUUCAACCGAAAGUCAAAAGCAGAGUAUCGGAACACUUCUCAAAACAACUCUACGAAAGGGAGACGAAUGGUAAGUUGUUUUGAAUGUAACGUUAGCAGCUAGCUAGAUAGCUAGCCAAUAAUAGCUAAUAUGCUAGCGAGCUAUCUACUUUCAGUUCAUGGGAACUGAAAGUAGCUAGCAAUAGCAUAGGCCCGUCAGAUUGGUAAACCGGUUCCCAUUGAACAGGAAAUGGUUUGAUUUUUGGAGUUGGGCCAGGGCAGACAUGAACAAGCUAAUGUUAGCUACGUCUUCUCAUCCGAUAAUAUUUAGUUUCUCGACCACUGCAACCUACCAGUAGUAGUAGUAGUAGUAGUAUUAGUUAGCUAGCUGUGUUUAGUUAAUAGCUAAGGUUCGUGUUAAUAGCUAAGGUAGUUAACUAGCAAGCCAAGGUAUUGCGCAAGUUAGCCAUGUCUGCUCACAUUAGCGUACUAGCCGACUAACUAGCUACGACAUGACGAGGUGUAGUAAAAGGCCCCUGUUCAAUACAAUAAAGUGGAGUGACUGCGAAUUAAUGCUAGCUAGUUAGCUUGCUAUCUUGCUAGCUAGCUAAUGCUUUGUCAUUGGAACUGGAUAACAACCAGCUACUUGCCCUCUCAGAUAUAGGUUUCCAGGCAAAAUAUUUACAAGGUUUUAACUUUGGAAACCAAACUGUUCCUGUAUCUAUUUUGCUAACGUUAGUUAGCAAAAUCAGUACUGACCAACAAGGGAGGGGAAACAACCAAUUGGCUCAGCUAGAGCUAGGCUAACCACAAAGGCACUACCGUACCAGUUGUCUUGAGUUGAGAAAGUAGGCUGCCGGGUCAUGUAAUGUUAUGAUGUUUAGAUCUAACGUUAGCUAGAUGAAUUCACAAAAUGUUUGUAUAGCUGAAGUAAACAAUCAUUUUAGUUGGGAUCGAUGACAAGUUUGAUAUGCACCUGGGGCAAGGCUCCAGACAACUUGCAUUGUUUUGGCCUCUCAGCCUGUCUGAACAGGGUAAUGUCAGCUGGGCAGAAAUUGGCAGCUAUUGGCCUAUGGCUAUCUGACUGACUAGUUUGCUGAUUUUUGACCUAAGUCUCAUGUUGAAGUAGCCUAGCUAAUUUAGUCACUUGAUAAUUUUUUCUAUUCUAAUAAGGGAGUUACUUACAAAUAAAGUUUCCCACUGCCUGGACUUUGGACCAUGUGAAAUCCUGCUAACAAGUUUAUGCAGUGGAAGAUAUUCUUACUUGAGAUUAAGACAUCCUAGCUCACUGUUACUAUAUGUGAAUGUGACCUAGAGCACAAGAAGGUUUUGUUUUGGAGUUGUUUUGAAAAAUAUAAACUUGACAAGCAACAAUUUAAAAUAUUCUACUGAGUUACAGUUCAUAAUAAGGAAAUAAGUCAAUUGAAAUAAAUUCAUUAGGCCCUAAACUAUGGAUUUCACAUGAUUGGGAAUACAGAUAUGCAUCUGUUGGUCACAGAUGCCUUAAAAAAGGUAGGGGUGUGGAUCAGAAAACCAGUCAGUAUCUGGUGUGAGCACCAUUUUCCUCAUGGAGUGGGACACAUCUCUAUCACAUAGAGUUGAUCAGGCUGUUGAUUGUGGCCUGUGGAAUGUUGUCCCACUCUUCUAUGGCUGCGCGAAGUUGCUGUAUAUUGGCAGUACAUGUCGAUCCAGAGCAUCCCAAACAUGCUCAAUGGGUGACAUGUCUGGUGAGUAUGGAAGAACUGGGACAUUUUCAGCUUCCAGGAAUUGUGAACAGAUCCUUGCGACAUGCAGCCAUGCAUUAUCAUGCUGAAACAUGAGGUGAUGGCGGUAGAUGAAUGGCACGAAAAUGGGCCUCAGGAUCUCGUCACGGUAUCGCUGUGCAUUCAAAUUGCCAUCGAUAAAAUGCAAUUGUGUUCGUUGUCUGUAGCUUAUGCCUGCCCAUACCAUAACCCCACCGCCACCAUGGGGCACUCUGUUCACAACAUUGACAGCAGCAAACCGCUCUCCCACACGACGCCCUACACGCUGUCUGCCGUCUGUCCGGUACAGUUGAAACCGGGAUUCAUCCGUGAACAGCACAGUUCUCCAGCGUGCCAGCCGCCAUCGAAGGUGAGCAUUUGCCCACUGUAGUCGGUUACGACGCCGAACUGCAGUCAGGUAAGACCCUGGUGAGGGUGACGAGCAUGCAGAUGAGCUUCCCUGAGACGGUUUCUGACAGUUUUGUGCAGAAAUUCUUCAGUUGUGCAAACCCACAGGGUGGCUGGUCUCAGGAUCUGGGCUGGCGUAGUUAGACGUGGUUGUGAGGCUGGUUGGACGUACCGCCAAACUCUCUAAAAUGACGAUGGAGGCAGCUUAUGGUAGAGAAAUGAACAUUCAAUUCUGGCAACAGCUCUGGUGGACAUUCAUGCAGUCAUCAUGCCAAUUACAUGCUCCCUCAAACCUUGAGACAUCGGUGGCAUUGUGUUGUGACAACUGCAUAUUUUAGAGUGGCCUUUUAUUAUUGUCCCCAGCACAAGGUGCAUCUGUGUAAUAAUCAUGCUGUUUAAUCAGCUUCUUGAUAUGCCACACCUGUCAGGUGGAUGGAUUAUCUUGGCAAAGGAGAAAUGCUCACUAACAGGGAUGUAAACAAAUUGAAAUGUGUGCACAGAAUUUGAGAGAGAAACACUUUUGGUGUGUAUUUUUAAAAUUUUAUUUAACCUUUAUUUAACCAGGUAAGCCAGUUGAGAACAAGUUCUCAUUUACAACUGUGACCUGGCCAAGAUAAAGCAAAGCAGUGUGAUAAAAACAACACAGAGUUACAUAUGGGGUAAACAAAACAAAGUCAAAAAUACAACAGAAAAUAUAUAUACAGUGUGUGUGAAUGUAGUAAAUUAUGGAGGUAAGGCAAUAAAUAGACCAUAGUGCAAAAUAGUUACAAUUUCGUAUUAACACUGGAAUGAUAGAUGUGCAAAUAGAGAUACUGGGGUGCAAAUUAGCAAAAUAAAUAACAAUAUGGGGAUGAGGUAGUUGGAUGGACUAAUUACAGAUGGGCUGUGUACAGGUGCAGUGAUCGGUAAGCUGCUCUGACAACUGAUGCUUAAAGUUAGUGAGGGAGAUAAGAGUCUCCAGCUUCAGAGAUUUUUGCAGUUCGUUCCAGUCAUUGGCAGCAGAGAACUGGAAGGAAUGGCAGCCAAAGGAGGUGUUGGCUUUGGGGAUGACCAGUGAGAUACACCUGCUGGAGCGCAGACUACGGGUGGGUGUUGCUAUGGUGACCAGUGAGCUAAGAUAAGACGGGGGAUUUGCCUAGCAGUGAUUUUAUAGAUGACCUGGAGCCAGUGGGUUUGGCGACAUUUCUGGGAUCAUUUAUUUCAGCUCAUGAAACAUGGGACCAACACUACAUGUUGCAUUUAUAUUUUUGUUCAGUCUAUGUUGAGAGAUGGAGAAAUACUCCAAAUAAGUGAAUACUAACAUUGGUAGACAUAAUGUAGGAACUAGUGGUACAAGUUGUCUGCAUGCAAGGUCCUUUGUAGCUCAGUUGGUAGAGCAUGGCGCUUGUAACGCCAGAGUAGUGGGUUUGAUUCCCAGGACCACCCAUACAUAAAAUCUAUGCACGCGUGACUAAGUCGCUUUGGAUAAAAAUUUCAGCUAAAUGGCAUUUAUUAUUAUAUAUUAUUACUUUUAUCCAUGUGUAUUCCACUUUAACUUGCAAGUUGUCAUCCUCAUUCCUCACAAUACAGUUUCUUACCAAGGCACUACUUUUUGCAGGUUUCUGAUUGAUAGCAGGUGGUUUAAGCAGUGGAAGAAGUAUGUGGGAUUUGACAGUUGGGAUAUGUACAAUGUUGGAGAGCACAGUCUCUAUCCCGGCCCUGUUGACAACUCAGGCCUGUUCUCAGGUAAUGCAGGCAUCAUAUUCACUGACACAUUCUUACACAAAAUUUCACAUGGUUAAAUCUUAAUCUGCGAGUAUGCCUAUAAUGUGUUUUCUUUUCUCUGAUUCUAAUAAGUACACAACUAGUUAUAAACAAGCACUCUAAAUACUUGCUCACUCUAAAUACUUGAUGUCAUAACUUACCUUUACUCUAUUUCUUCUCAGACCAUGAGACCCAGAUCCUGAAGGAGCACCUUAUAGAUGAGCUGGACUAUGUCCUUGUGCCCACUGAGGCUUGGAACAAGCUUGUCUGCUGGUAUGGUUGCCUUGAGGGCCAGCGGCCCAUCGUCAGAAAGGUGAUGCUAUUAUCUUUAACAAAUAUUUUCACCCUUUUGCUUUAGUCUCUCUCUAACCUUGCUCUUUCUCUCCAUAGGUGGUUGAACAUGGCAUGUUUGUCAAGCACUGUAAAGUCGAGGUCUAUCUGUUGGAGCUAAACUUGUGUGAGAAUGACAACAUGGACAAUGUGGUCACACGUCAUUUCAGCAAAGCUGACACUAUAGGUAAAGGGGGUUUACUGUACUGUGGGCCAGAGAGCAAACUGACACGUGAAUUAACUACAGUGGGGAGAACAAUUAUUUGAUACGCUGCUGAUUUUGCAGGUUUUCCUACUUACAAAACAUGUAGAGGUCUGUAAUUUUUAUCAUAGGUACACUUCAACUGUGAGAGACAGAAUCUAAAACAAAAAUCCAGAAAAUCACAUUGUAUGAUUUCUAAGUAAUUAACUUGCAUUUUAUUGCAUGACAUAAGUAUUUGAUACAUCAGAAAAGCAGAACUUAAUAUUUGGUACAGGAACCUUUUUUGCAAUUACAGAGAUCAUACGUUUCCUGUAGGUCUUGACCAGGUUUGCACACACUGCAGCAGGGAUUUUGGCCCACUCCUCCAUACAGACCUUCUCCAGAUCCUUCAGGUUUCGGGGCUGUCGCUGGGCAAUACGGACUUUCAGCUCCCUCCAAAGAUUUUCUAUUGGGUUCAGGUCUGGAGACUGGCUAGGCCACUCCAGGACCUUGAGAUAAUUCUUACGGAGCCACUCCUUAGUUGCCCUGGCUGUAUGUUUCGGGUCGUUGUCAUGCUGGAAGACCCAGCCACGACCCAUCUUCAAUGCUCUUACUGAGGGAAGGAGGUUGUUGGCCAAGAUCUCGCGAUACAUGGCCCCAUCCAUCCUCCCCUCAAUACGGUGCAGUCGUCCUGUCCCCUUUGCAGAAAAGCAUCCCCAAAGAAUGAUGUUUCCACCUCCAUGCUUCACAGUUGGGAUGGUGUUCUUGGUGUUGUACUCAUCCUUCUUCUUCCUCCAAACACAGCGAGUGGAGUUUAGACCAAAAAGCUCUAUUUUUGUCUCAUCAGACCACAUGACCUUCUCCCAUUCCUCCUCUGGAUCAUCCAGAAGGUCAAAAGGCAAACUUCAGACGGUCCUGGACAUGCGCUGGCUUGAGCAGGGGGACCUUGCGUGCGCUGCAGGAUUUUAAUCCAUGACGGCGUAGUGUGUUACUAAUGGUUUUCUUUGAGACUGUGGUCCCAGCUCUCUUCAGGUCAUUGACCAGGUCCUGCCGUGUAGUUCUGGGCUGAUCCCUCACCUUCCUCAUGAUUAUUGAUGCCCCACGAGGUGAGAUCAUGCAUGGAGCACCAGACUGAGGGUGAUGCCCACGAGGUGAGAUCUUGCAUGGAGCACCAGACCGAGGGUGAUUGACCGUCAUCUUGAACUUCUUCCAAUUUCUAAUAAUUGCGCCAACAGUUGUUGCCUUCUCGCCAAGCUGCUUGCCUAUUGUCCUGUAGCCCAUCCCAGCCUUGUGCAGGUCUACAAUUUUAUCCCUGAUGUCCUUACACAGCUCUCUGGUCUUGGCCAUUGUGGAGAGGUUGGAGUCUGUUUGAUUGAGUGUGUGGACAGGUGUCUUUUAUACAGGUAACGAGUUCAAACAGGUGCAGUUAAUACAGGUAAUGAGUGGAGAACAGGAGGGCUUCUUAAAGAAAAACUUAACAGGUCUGUGAGAGCCGCAAUUCUUACUGGUUGGUAGGUGAUCAAAUACUUAUGUCAUGCAAUAAAAUGCAAAUUAAUUACUUAAAAAUCAUACAAUGUGAUUUUCUGGAUUUUUGUUUUAGAUUCCAUCUCUCACAGUUGAAGUGUACCUAUGAUAAAAAUUACAGACCUCUACAUGCUUUGUAAGUAGGAAAACCUGCAAAAUCGGCAGUGUAUCAAAUACUUGUUCUCCCCACUGUAUGUAUCAUAUUCAGCCACUUCCGACUUUUGAUUAGCUUAAUAUUAUGCAUGUGCCCUGUCCAGACACUAUAGAGAAGGAGAUGCGGUCGCUAUUUGAGAUCCCAACGGGGAAGGAGACUCGACUGUGGAAUAAGUACAUGAGCAACACGUACGAGCAGCUAAACAAGCCAGACAGCACUGUGCAGGAUGCUGGUCUCUUCCAAGGCCAGGUAGAGUACACACUCUACCCCAACACCCCACUUCAGCUCACUCACUGCUAGGCCACACACAGUUAGCGCUAGACCCUUUGACCACUGGCUCUGUCUUCAUUAGACACACAGCACAGGGGUUACACUUGAAUCUUUUUAAGGGGAAGCUGCAAUGGUGUCACGUUUAUAUACUUAAUCACUUAUCUCAUUGGUUGUUCCUCCCAAUAGUUGAAAUUGCAGCUAUAUUUGAUAACCAUUAGGCCCAUCAGGGAUCACAACAUUCCUAAUGUCAGAGGUUAUGUUUUGUUACCCAGCAGUGAUUAACUGCUAAUUGAUUAUGUUAUGAUAGUUGUUUUUGAGGUCACCUGGGUUCUAGCCUCGUACUACCAUCCGUGUCUCGCAAGCUUACAUACAUUUAUGUAUGUUUACGAGAUCAGGAAGAUUGUACGGGGCUAGCUGGGUUCAGCUGAGGUUAGUUAUAGUGACACGGCUCUCACUGGCUUGUUGCCCACACAGGUGCUCGUGAUCGAAUGCAAGAACAAGGACGGCACGUGGCCCAGACAAGCCUCCCAUCCAAAGUAAGUUAAUCGGUCUAUGGUUACCCUUGCUCUAUUCUAGGACUUUGUGGCAAUUAAGCCAUUUUAAUCCAAAUGUACUAUGUCUGGUUGCGCAAAAUGUCUGAAACUUGUCCAGUAAGUUGUCCAUUUCCUGUUAUUUAGAUCCAGUACGGCCACAUCCAGAAAUUUCACUACCUCCCCAAAGCUCUCCUCCAACUCGUCGGCAACCAUCUCCUCAACAAUAACCAAUGGGGACAGCAGCAGCAACUCUGGCAGUACACUGAACAACAGCACCUCCUCUGGCAAUAGGCAAGCACACUGUGAUUUCGUCAUUAUGCCACAAUAUAGUUAGUCAGACUAGUUCAAUGGAGUACCAUUUAUGUUUAGGAAUAUUUAUACAAUCCAUUCAUGUUUGCUCUGUUAUACACUGGACUCAGCCUUACUGUUUCUACAGAUUGGGAGGUUACAAUUCAUACAGCUCCUCCUACAACUACAGAGAGUCACCAUCCCAACCUGGCCUCUGUGGUCUCAGUAACCUAGGCAACACCUGCUUCAUGAACUCUGCCCUCCAGGUACCACUCACUCACUUACUCACACUUUGAACAUAUAUUUCCCCCUUACUCACCUCACUGUUUUGUUGCAGUGCCUGAGCAACGCGUCCCCUCUCACGGAAUACUUCCUAGAUGACCAGUAUGAGGCGGAAAUCAACCGGGAGAAUCCAUUAGGAAUGAGGGGGGAGAUUGCAGAGGCCUACGCAGACCUGGUCAAGCAGAUGUGGCUCAGCCGCAGCAGCUACGUGGCCCCCCGCACCUUUAAAGUAAGCAGCGUCACAGAUACAGAAGACUGAAUUUCUAUAGGCUACUGCGAUUGUCGUCCUCUUGUAGUGCACCUUCCUCACAUUAUUUUUGACCAGUAGAUUUCUCCAAUUAAACUCUAUGGAGUUUCUUAGUCAGUUACUGACUUACAAACUCAUUGCAGACAAAGCAAUGAGCAUUGAACUCUGUCACAAUUACUUUAAUACAUGCGUGAUUGACAAGCUGCACAGUCUUCUAACCUCCACCCUGUGUUCUCCCUCUAUCCCAGACCCAAGUGGGCCGCUUCGCCCCCCAGUUUUCAGGGUACCAGCAGCAGGACUCCCAGGAGCUGCUGGCCUUCCUGAUGGACGGGCUCCACGAAGACCUGAACCGCGUUAAAAAGAAGCCUUACCUGGCCCUGCAGGAUGCAGGGGGCCGGAAAGACGAGGUACACACACACACACACACACACACUGCAAAAUAUCACCUCUGUACAAAUCUGAUUUUCUUCUUCUGAAUAACAGAUUGUAGCUAAGGAAGCCUGGACUAACCAUCGCCUGCGCAAUGACUCAAUAAUUGUGGACAUAUUCCAUGGCCUGUUCAAAUCCACUCUGGUGUGUCCAGAGUGUGCUAAGGUCUCUGUGACCUUUGACCCAUUCUGCUACCUCACACUGCCUCUGCCCAUGAAGAAGGACCGCACCAUGGAGGUGUUCUUGGUCCGUAUCGAUCCCCAGUCCAGACCCACGCAGGUAACACACACACUGGAUGGGCGCUGCUUUUACCCCUCCAUGUAGAUACACUGUCGUUAUAAUAACAAUCUUAAGCACAGCCUCAGACAAACCAUUCAUUAGGCUCAACCUGGGCUAGUUGAAUUUCAUUAGAAUACAGUAUUUGUGUACAUAGAACAUUUUCUUGAUUUAGAGGUGGCUAUAUUGUCUGCAAUGUAAAUAAAACAUUUGCAUACUCGGGAGGCAUUGAGAUGUUUAUCAAAACCAGACCACUCUCAAUGGGGACCUAGAAACAGUGGUCUUUGUACAUGCUGCUGUGCUGUCUUCAAUUUCAGAGUGGGCCACGGUUCACCGACUGAGGUCAUAACAUCAAUGUAGACAGAAGUAAAAAUAUUAUUCUCUCCCUGUGCAUCUCUCCUUCUCUUCCCCAGUACCGAGUGGUGGUCCCCAAGCUUGGCUCAGUGACAGACCUGUGCAGCGCCUUGUCGCGGCUCUCUGGAAUCCCUGCUGAGAAUGUGAGAGCUUUAUGUGCUGAAUAAGGGCCAUUUUACUUUUGGACUCUUUUUACAGCAUUUGCACCAUGUACUUUAUGGGUGUGUGCUCAUGAUGACAUUUUGUUGAUGACUUGAUAAAAUAAAUGUGUAGAUCAUUUUAUACGUUGUAGCGGUUUCUGGUGAGACUAUUUUCAGUUGUGAGGAUAACGUUUUUCCCCACUGACGGGUCUGAUAAAGUUGCUCCAGUUGAGAGAAUCAAAAAUCACGGUUCCCGAAUAGUGGCCCGCGGGCCAAAUUCAGCCCACGAGUGAUUUUAUUUGGGUGCCCUGUGUUUUCUGAGGAAAACAUUGAUUAAUUAUUGGACAUGAGACUGUGAAAUCCCCAGGAAAUGGGUUCAAAGGGAUUUUAAUUGAGAAAAUCUGUCCUCAAGUAUUCCCAUGCAUAUGUGAUCGCAUCCAACUGGAAGGUUUGAAAUUAUUACAUUUUUGUCAAAUACUAUAUCUGUUUGGGAUUCUUGCAGUCAAUUUUCAGCGUACAAAUUAUUUAAACUAUGUUCUGGCCCCCCCGACCAUUCGCUCAAGGAUAAAUCGUCCCACGGCUGAAUGUAAUUGGGGACCCCUGCCAUAAAUGCUUCCUCUUGUCCUCCUAGAUGGUGGUGGCUGAUGUUUACAAUCACCGGUUCCACAAGAUCUACAGACGAGACGAUGGCCUCAACCAAAUCAUGGAGAAGGAUGACAUCUUUGUGUAAGCCUUGUCCCUUCUCUUGCACUGGAAGAUAACAUAUUGAACAGUGGUUGGGUAUGAGCAGACAUCAGUCUCUUUAUUGUUAGCCAGGAGUUUACAGAAUAACCACACAGUAAACACUAUAAAUACUCAACAUAUACAAGAUGUUCAAAUGGUGAAAAAAAAGAACACCCCAAGUAUGCUACUGUAUCAUUCUCCAGGUAUGAGGUGGCGGAGGAGGAUGGGGAGAGUAUGAACCUGCCUGUGUACUUCAGGGAGCGCCACUCCAAGCACACAGGCGGCUCCACGGGCACCAUGCUGUUUGGCCAGCCCCUGCUCAUCACUGUGCCCCGGCAGAACCUAGCCAUUGACAUGCUCUACGAGAAGGUGCUGGAGAGGAUCGGGUGGGUACAGUGUCUGUGGGCCUGCUUUUGUUUCUACUUGUGUUCAUAUGUACAGUAUAACCCACACAGACUUGAGAUAUUUAACAUGUAGUUAUGUGCGAAAUGUGAGCUUUGCACAUGUGGCACAGUCCUAGCAAAAUUCUUGCUUGAGAAAAUGAUUUUUGCCAAAAAGCAAUUUUUUGCCAUUUUUAUGGAAGUCUAUUAUAGUAAGGUACUUAAUUUGUUACCCAAAAAUGAUUUUAUAUUGAUAUAAAAACAGCUGCAUUGGGCCUUUUAACAUGUACGAUAUUGACCAACUGUUUCCUGACCCAGGCGCUACGUGACGCGCUCUCAGAGCUCCACUGGUGAGGGGAGGGCCUCAGCCUCCGCCUCUGCCUCCUCCGCCAGCUGCAGCCAGGCAGCAGAGUGCUCAGCAACAUCCUCCAAUCACAACACUGCAGUGAGUGGGAGUGGAAGCCCCCUGUCAGAUGGGGCAUCCUGCAGCUCCAGCAACAGCAGCAACCACUCAGGAACAUCCAACGGGAACGGGGUGUGUGAGGGUAAGCAACAACACGGACUGGAGUGCUCCAGGGCUGUCUAAAGGCAGCACUGUUACUCAAAUCAAAUACAACAGGUGUAGACCUUACAGUGAAAUGCUUACUUAACCAACAAUGCAGUUUUAAGAAAAUACAAAUAAAGUGUUAAGUAAAAAAUAGCAAAUAAUUAAAGAGCAGCAGUCAAAUAAAAUAACAGUAGGGAGGCUAUAUACAGGGGGUACCGGUACAGAGUCAAUGUGCGGGGGCACAGGUUAGACAAGGUAAUUGAGGUAAUAUGUACAUGUGGGUAGAGUUAGUGACUAUGCAUUGAUAAUAAACAGAGUAGCAGCAGUGUAAAAGAGGGGGUGGGGGGUGCAAUGCAAAUAGUCUGGGUAGCCAUGAUUAGCUGUUCAGGAGUCUUAUAAAAAAUAUAAUAUGCCAUUUAGCAGACGCUUUUAUCCAAAGCGACUUAGUCAUGCGUGCAUACAUUUUUAUUUUUUGUGUAUGGGUGGUCCCGGGGAUCGAACCCACUACCUUGGCGUUACAAGCGCCGUGCUCUACCAGCUGAGCUACAGAGGACCACAUGGCUUGGGGGUAGAAGCUGUUAAGAAGCCUUUUGGACCUAGACUUGGCGCUCCGGUACCGCUUGCUGUGCGUUAGCUGAGAGAACAGUCUAUGACUAGGGUGGCUGGAGUCUUUGACCAUUUUUAGGGCCUUCCUCUGACACUGCCUGGUAUAGAGGUCCUGGAUGGCAGGAAGCUUGGCCCCAGUGAUGUACUGGGACGUACGCACUACCCUCUGUAGUGCCUUGCGGUCGGAGGCCGAGUAGUUGCCAUACCAGGCAGUGAUGCAACCAGUCAGGAUGCUCUCGAUGGUGCAGCUGUAGAACAUUUUGAGGAUUUGAGGACCCAUGCCAAAUCUUUUCAGUCUCUUGAGGGGAAAUAGGCUUCGUCGUGCCCUCUUCACGACUGUCUUGGUGUGUUUGGACCAUGAUAGUUUGUUGGUGAUGUGGACACCAAUGAACUUGAAGCUCUCAACCUGUUCCACUACAGCCCCGUCGAUGAGAAUGGGGGCAUGCUCAGUCCUCUUUUUUUUCCUGUAGUCCACAAUCAUCUCCUUUUGUCUUGAUCACGUUGAGGGAGAGGUUGUUAUCCUGGCUCCACACAGCCAGGUCUCUGACCUCCCUAUAGGCUGUCUCAUCAUUGUCGGUGAUCAGGCCUACCACUGUUGUGUCGUCGACUAACUUAAUGAUGGUGUUGGAGUCGUGCCUGGCCAUGCAGUCAUGGGUGAACAGGGAGUACAGGUGGGGACUGAGCACGCACCCCUGAGGGGCCCCGUGUUGAGGAUCAGCGUGGCAGAUGUGUUGUUACCUACCCUUACCACCUGGGAGCGGCCUGUCAGGAAGUCUAGGAUCCAGUUGAGGAGGGAGGUGUUUAGUCCUAGAGUCCUUAGCUUAGUGAUGAGCUUUGAGGGCACUAUGGUGUUGAACGCUGAGCUGUAGUCAAUUAAUAGCAUUCUCACGUAGGUGUUCCUCUUGUCCAGGUGGGAAAGGGCAGUGUGGAGUGCAAUAGAGAUUGCAUCAUCUGUGGAUCUGUUGGGGCGGUAUGCCUGGGUGGGUGUAGGGUUUCUGGGAUAAUGGUGUUGUGAGCCAUGACCAGCCUUUCAAAGCACUUCAUGGCUACAGACGUGAGUGCUACGGGUCGGUAGUCAUUUAGGCAGGUUAUCUUAGUGUACUUGGGCACAGGGACUAUGGUGGUCUGCUUGAAACAUGUUGGUAUUACAGACUCAAUCAGGGACAUGUUGAAAAUAUCAGUGAAGACACUUGCCAGUUGGUCAGCGCAUGCUCGGAGUACACGUCCUGGUAAUCCGUCUGGCCUUGUGAAUGUUGACCUGCUUAAAAGUCUUACUCACAUCGGCUAUGGAGAGCGUGAUCACAUUGUCAUCCGGAAACAGCUGAUGCUCUCAUGCAUGCUUCAGUGUUGCUUGCCUCGAAGCGAGCAUAGAAGUGAUUUAGCUCGUCUGGUAGGCUUGUGUCAAUGGGCAGCUCGCGGCUGUGCUUCCCUUUGUAGUCUGUAAUAGUUUUCAAGCCCUGCCACAUCCGAUGAGCGUCAGAGCUGGUGUAGUACGAUUCAAUCUUAGUCCUGUAUUGAUUCUGCCUGUUUGAUGUUUCGUUGGAGGGCAUAGCGGGAUUUCUUAUAAGCGUCCAGGUUAGAGUCAAUCUCCUUGAAAGCGGCAGCUCUACCCUUUAGCUCAGUGCGGAUGUUGCCUGUAAUCCAUGGCUUCUGGUUGGGGUAUAUACGUACGGUCACUGUGGGGACGACGUUAUCGAUGCACUUAUUGAUGAAGCCGCUGACUGUUGUGGUGUACUCCUCAAUGCUAUCGGAAGAAUCCCGGAACAUAUUCCAGUCUGUGCUAGCAAAACAGUCCUGUAGCUUAGCAUCUGCGUCAUCUGACCACUUCCUUAUUAACCGAGUCACUGCUGCUUUUGUUUUUGCUUAUAAGCAGGAAUCAGGAGGAUAGAGUAAUGGUCAGAUUUGCCAAAUGGAGGGUGAGGGAGAUCUUUGUACGUGUCUCUGUGUGUGGAGUAAAGGUGGUCUAGAGUUUUCUUUCCUCUGGUUGCACAUUUAACAUGCUGCAGCCAUCUUCUCUGGCGCCAUUCAUCUCGUACACCUAUUGGUUUCUUUAUAAUCCCAUGAUGAUUGUGUACCAAGCACAUUUUUAGUUUUUCAUUCAUGUAGAAGUGCCGUAUUUCAUUGCCACGGUCUGACAUGGCUUGUGUGAUUUCCCACUUGUGUGUUGGUUCCAGGUGAGGAGGAGGCCAUGGAUCAACAGGUGAGUCCGGAGCCAGAGAACGGCCAGUCAGAGGAGGAGGAAACCUCAGACCUGGAGAAUGGCCCUAAAAUCAAACCGUGCUCCAGCACCCCGGCCAAACUUUUCUCCUUCAGCAUGGUCAACUCUUAUGGAACGGCCAACAUCAGUCCACUGCCUUGCGACGGAAACGUCCUCAAACUCAAUAGUUAGUAUUCAGUCUCACAUUUGACUUUUGAGUGCUUCAACCAGUUAAAAGAGAAAAAAACAGCUUGAAAAUAAAAGUGGAAACUUAUUUUUCAAAAGUCCCGGGUGAUUAAAAUGUUUGUUGAAUUGCCAUUAGAGAACAGGCUUUAGAUGUGAGUUGCGAGCUGACCAAAGCACCUUAUCUCCUCCGUAGCACAUUCCACAGUGGCGAUCGACUGGGACUCGGACUCAAAGAAAGUGUGUUACGACGAUCAGGAAGCAGAGGUCAGUACACUAUCAGUUGACUUGAUCAGGUUGACCCAAAGCCUUUUUUGGAGGAGUUAGUUUGAAAAAUGUAAUAGUGUCACUCCGCAAUUAUAGAAUAAUUGACAAUACAAAAAACAUUGUGGACCGCUCCUAUAGAGUUUUGAUACACUAAAAACAAUGAUCGUCAAACAUGGUACAGUAUUUUCUUUGGCUUCAUCGAUAAUACAUUACAAUCUAUUAUCAUCUGCCUUUUCAAUAUGCAGACAAUCAAUAAAUCAUUGUUUUAUAUUGAAAGUACUUUUUUUUUUUGAGAGAUACGAGGUGUGAACUAUAGUUUUUCUAAACACUAAAUAUGUUAGUACAACAUCAGAUGACAACAGACAAAGUGCAAUGCUAUUUGGCUAGCAGCCACAAGUAAAAUUGCUCACGAUGAAAAAGCAAGAUGUUUUUGCAGAAAACAAUGCAUGGCCAUCAUAUUUCUGUUUAUCACGGACAGAAUGUAGCCAGCGACCUUUCCUAAUGUUUUGCUUAAAGUUAAUCUUGCAUUUUAACUUUCUACUGGACAAAAACUAUACCGGAGAGAAGUAGCCUACACAUCAGUCAGAGCGCUGUCUGGUGAUCCAGUGAUGAGAGCAAAUACACUACAUGACUAAAAGUAUGUGGAUAUCUGCUUGUCGACCAUCUCAUUCCAAAAUCAUGGGCAUUGAUAUGGAGUUGGUCCCCCCUUUGCUGCUAUAACAGCCUUCACUCUUCUGGGAAGGCUUUCCACUAGAUGUUGGAACAUUGCUGCGGAGACUUGCUUCCAUUCAGCCACGAGCAUUAGUGAGGUCCGGCACUGAUGUUGGGCGAUUAGGCCUGGCUCGCAGUCCGCAUUCCAAUUCAUCCCAAAGUUGUUUGAUGGGGUUGAGGUCAGGGCUCUGUGCAGGCCAGUCAAGUUCUUCCACACCGAUUUCGACAAACCUCGCUUUGUGCACUGGGGCAUUGUCAUGCUGAAACAGGAAAGGGCCUUCCCAACGUCGUCCGGGUUAGGUGAGGAUUUGGCCGGCAGGGAUUUCCUUGUCCCAUCGCGCUCUAGCGACUCCUUGUGGUGGGCCGGGCGCCUGCAAGCUGACUUCGGUCGCCAGUUGGACGGUGUUUCCUCCGACACGUUGGUGCGGCUGGCUUCCGGGUUAAGUGAGCAGUGUGUCAAAGAAGCAGUGCAGCUUGGCAGGGUCGUGUUUCAGAAGAUGCAUGGCUCUCGACCUUAGCCUCUCCCGAGUCCGUAGGGGAGUUGCAGAGAUGGGACAAGACUAACUACCAAUUGGAUAUCACGAAAAAGGGGUAAAAGUAAUUUUUUUAAAUGUUUCCCUUCACUGGAAGUAAGGGCCAUUGCCUAACAAUGGAAAAACAGCCCCAGACCAUUAUUCCUCCUCCAUCAAACUUUACAGUUGGCACUAUGCAUUGAGGCAGGUAUUGUUCUCCUGGCAUCCUCCAAACCCACAUUCUUCCGUCGGACUGCCAGAUGGUGAAGUGUGAUUCAUCACUCCAGAGAACGCGUUUCCACUGCUCCAGAGUCCAUUGGCGGCGAGCUUUACACGACUCCAGCUGACGCUUGGCAUUGCGCAUGGUGAUCUUAGACUUAUGUGUGGCUGCUCGGCCAUGGAAACCCAUUUCAUGAAGGUACUGACGAAUAGUUAUUGUGCUGACGAUGCUUCCAGAGGCAGUUUGGAACUCGUUAGGGAGAGUUGCAACAGAGGACAGAUGAUUUUUACGCGCUUCAGCACUCGGCGGUCCCGUUCUGUAAGCUUGUGUGGCCUUCCACUUCGCGGCUGAGCCGUUGUUGCUCCUAGACCUUUCCACUUCUUCAAUAACAGAACUUAGUUGACAGGGGAAGCUCUAGCAGAGCAGAAAUUUGACGAACUGACUUGUUGGAAAGGUGGCAUCCUAUAAUGGUGCCACGUUGAAUGUCACUGAGCUCUUCAGUAAGGCCAUUCUCCUGCCAAUGUUUGUCUAUAGAGAUUGCAUGGCUGUGUGCUCGAUUUUUGUGAAGUAGCCGAAUCCAUUAAUUUGAAGGGGUGUCCACAUACUUUUGUGUGUACAGUGCAUUCGGAAAGUAUUCAGACCCCUUGACGUUUUCCACAUUUUGUUACGUUACAGCCUUAUUCUAAAACAUAUUACAUUUUUUCCCCUCCUCAAUCUACACACAGUACCCCAUAAUGACAAAGCAAAAAUAAAAAAAGAUCACAUUUACAUAAAUAUUCAGAACCUUUUACUCAGUACUUUUGUUGAAGCACCUUUGGCAGCAAUUACAGCCUCGUCUUCUUGGUAUGACUCUACAAGCUUGGCUCACCUGUAUUUGGGGAGUUUCUUCUUUGCAGAUCCUCUCAAGUGCUGUCAGGUUGGAUGAGGAGCGUCGCUGCACAGCUAUUUUCAGGUCUCUCCAGAGAUGUUCAAGUCUGGGCUCUGGCUGGGCCACUCAAGGACAUUCCGAGACUUGUCCCGAAGCAACUCCUGUGUUGUCUUUGCUAUGUGCUUAGGGUCGUUGUCCUGUUGGAAGAUGAACUUUCGCCCCAGUCUGAGGUCCUGAGCACUCUGGAGCAGGUUUUCAUCAAGGAACUCUCUGUACUUUGCUCCGUUCAUCUUUCCCUCGAUCCUGACUAGUCUCCCAGUCCUUGACGCUGAAAAACAUCCCCACAGCAUGAUCAUGCCACAACCAUGCUUCACCGUAGGGAUGGUGCCAGGUUUCCUCCAGAGUUGACACUUGACAUUCAGGCCAAAGAGUUCAAUCUUGGUUUCAUCAGAGCAGAGAAUCUCUUUUCUCAUGGUCUGAGAGUCCUUUAGGUGCCUUUUGGCAAACUCCAAGCGGGCUGUCUUGUGCCUUUUACUGAGGAGUGGCUUCCGUCUGGCCACUCUACCAUAAAGGCCUGAUUGGUGGAGUGCUGCAGAGAUGGUUGUCCUUCUGGAAGGUUCUCCCAUCUCCACAGAGGAGCUCUGUCAAAAUGACCAUAGAGUUCUUGGUCACCUCCCUGACCAAGGCUCUUCUCCCCCGAUUGCUCAGUUUGGCCGGGCGGCCAGCGCUAGAAAGUGUCUUGGUGGUUCCAAACUUCCAUUUAAGAAUGAUGGAGGCCACUGUGUUCUUGGGGACCUUCAGUGCUGCAGAAAUGGUUUGGUCCCUUUCCCCAGAUCUGUGCCUCGACACAAUCCUGUCUGAGCUCUACAGGUGGACUACAAUCAAGUUGUAGAAACAUCUCGAGGAUGAUCAAUGGAAACAGGAUGCACCUGAGCUCAAUUUUUAGUCUCAUAGCAAAGGGUCUGAAUACUUACUUGUUUUAUUUUAAUACAUUUGCAAACAUUUCUACAAACCUGUUUUCACUUUUUCAUUAUGCGGUAUUGAGAGUAGAUUGAGGAUAAAAAAUGUUUUACAUCCAUUUUAUAAUAAGGCUGUAACGUAACAAUGUGGAAAAAGAGAAGGUCUGAAUACUUUCCGAAUGCACUGUGUGUAUAUAUAGUGUAUAUUUCAUCCGAGUGGAGAAGUGCAACUGAAGUGCGAAAUUACCGUACUCCUUUUACAUUCAUGAUUUGGAGUGAACCCUGACUGGAGCCAAGCAGAAUUUACAAUGAGAAGCAUUUUAGAUCAGAGUUUACAAAACGCAGCACGAUAUGUUUUCUUCGUUUUUAACUUUCCUUUUCUGUCUGAAAAAUGCAGAAUCCUGCAUUAACGCGACCCCUAAUUAUUGGUAUCAGUUAUUAUACACAGAACAAAAAUAUAAAUGCAAAAUGUAAAGUGUUGGUCCCAUGUUUCAUGGGCUGAAAUAAAAGAUCCCAAGAAAUGUUCCAUAUGCGACGUCUGUGGGCAAAUGCUCACCUUUGAUGACCACUGGUAUGCUGGAGAAGUGUGCACAUCAUGGUGGCGGUGGGGUUAUGGUAUGGAUAGGCAUAAGCUACAGACAACAAACACAAUUGCAUUUUAUCGAUGGGAAUUUGAAUGCACAGCUAUACCGUGACGAGAUCCUGAGGCCCAUUGUUGUGCUAUUAAUCCGCCCCUAUUGCCUCAUGUUUCAGCAUGAUAAUGCACGGCCUCAUGUCACAAGGAUCUGUACACAAUUCCUGGAAACUGAAAAUGUCCCAGUUCUUUCAUGGCCUGCAUACUCACCAGACAUGUCACCCAUUGAGGAUGUUUGGGAUGCUCUUGAUCGACGUGUACGAAAGCAUGUUCCAGUUCCCGCCAAUAUCCAGCAACUUCGCCAAGCAAUUGAAAAGGAGUGGGAGAACAUUCCACAGGCCAUAAUCAACAGCCUGAUCAACUCUAUGCGAAGAAGAUGUCGCGCUGCAUGAGGCAAAUGGUGGUCACACCAGAUAUUGACUGGUUUUCUGAUCCACACCCCUCCUUGUUUUUUGUUGUUGUUUUUUUUGUAUCUGUGACCAACAGAUGCAUGUGUGUAUUCCCAGUCAUGUAAAAUCCAUAGAUUAGGGCCUAAUUAAUGUAUUUCAAUUGACUGAUUUCCUUGUAUGAACUGUAACUCAGUAAAAUCUUUGAAAUUGUUGCGUUUGUUUUUGUUCAUUGUACAUCUUUACACAUAUGCAUAAACACAAAAACUGUACAGUAGAUAAAAGGACAUUUAGGCACUGAUAAAGAAACGUCUCCGUUGGAGGGUAGGUGGCAGGCUUUGGCAUUUACAUUAUUGUUACCAGAUAAAAUGUCACACAAUUGAUUAUUUCAAAGGAUGUGUACCUGGCUAUGUCUGUAUGGUGUGUACAUCUGUGACUCAGUCCUGUAUCCUCUAUGUGUACUGUAGGCAUAUGAGAAGCAUGAGAGCAUGCUCCAGGCCCCGAAGAAGAAGGCCACGGUGGCUUUGAGGGAAUGCAUUGAGCUCUUCACUACCAUGGAGACGCUAGGAGAGCACGACCCAUGGUGAGACCCACCCCCACUACAGCACUGUCUGCCAUGCUCAACAAGAUACACUAGCCCUUAGCACUCAACUCCCUAAGUCGUUGAUACCACUACGUUCUGUGGUGAAUUUUAAUGCUGUUUUUGUGUUUGUAUAUUUUACUGAAAUCAAUGAUUCCUCACAUGUUCACACAGGUAUUGCCCCACCUGUAAGAAGCACCAACAGGCCACAAAGAAGUUUGACUUGUGGUCUUUGCCUCGCAUCCUGGUGGUCCACCUGAAGCGUUUUUCCUACAAUCGCUGCUGGAGGGACAAGCUGGACACGGUGGUGGACUUCCCUGUCAGGUACAGACAGCACUAUGCCAAGACGUGGAACAGUUCUAACGAACAUACUAUAUUUUUAUCAUCAAUGAUUCACAUUGAGAUGGACAUUGUCUGUGCUCUUUAUUCUUUGUAUUUUGAGAGGUCAAAUUAUGAAAGCAUCCUUUUGAUUUUGUCGUCAACUUUUAUGGACCCAAGGAAUUGACAGCUUUUACACUAGAGGGUGCUGGUGUGCUAGAUUUAUAGAAACCCUGGAUUGCUGAUGCAAUGUAUUGGCCAAUGAGAGGCAUAGAAGAAGCAGUCCUCCAUAGGAAUAAAUGGAAUUCUACACUAUUUCAAUUAAAUGUUUCAAGGACAGAAUUACAUGGAUUUAAGAUUUUUUCAUUUAUUUUAUGUUUAGCUCAAAUAAUAUAAGUUUAAAAGUAUGCGUUAAGGUGUCUGUAAUAGUAAAUGUGGCAAAAACAAAUGUAGACAUUAAUAAACGCAUUUCUAUAGCUUCCAAAAUAUUUUUUACAAUAGUGGGGCUGUUCCAAGAUGGAGGCGCGUUGCCAUCCCAACAGCGCCCCCUGUCUUUAAUCUGGUAUGUGUUUGUAAAUUAUGUACAGUAACAGUCAAAGGUUUGGACACACCUAUUCAUUCAAGGGUUUUUCUUUAUUUUUAAAAUGUUCUACAUUGUAGAAUAAUAGUGAAGACAUCAAAACUAUGAAAUAACACAUAUGUAGGUGUGUCCAAACUUUUGACUGGUACUGUAUAUAUUAAUUAAUUAAAUAAAUCAUUGGGUACAAUACACAAGGUCUCUGUCUGUUUGAGGAAGUCCUGGUCACAUUUGAGAAGUCUUAACUGUCAGAGAAACUGACGUCAAGCUCCAACAGACAAAAAUAGCAUCUGUAGUAUAGUUACAUCGGGUAAUAACUGUUUUACAAGGGGAAUUUCACAAUCACAAAAAGCCCUUUAAACUAAACCAGUGUCAUUUUAAUGUAUUUUCCAUUAGCAGAAUACUCAGUUUAUUCCCCAGGUUGUGACAAGAAGCCAUUUGAAAUACUGUUGUAUAAAAGCUACCUGUGUGGGGGUUGUCUGGCUGAAUGCCUGGGAGCCUCCCUGUGCUGUGUUUACUGACCUCUACUGAGUCACAUUAGCCAGCAGGAACCAGGAAGCAGAAUUAAUUGUUACUGACCUAGACAAGCCCUGCUGCUUCCAAGAACCUGACUCAUGCUUACUGAGGAUGGUUGAGACCGACAGAGCCAUCUAUUGUACCUCACCUCUCGCACCAAUGUAUCAGCUGAAGUGCUAGCUGACCACCAUCCUCCACACUGGGUUCAGUGUUGAUGACAUGUCCAAAAUGAAUCACACUUGAUAUAAUAAAACAUGGCUUUCUGUAUAGCCCUGUGCUUAUGUGUUUAGCUGUCAGUCCAAGUCAUUGUGUGUAUGUAAUGUGUAGUAGUAGUAGGUUUUGCUGAUGACAUGUCUUCUCUUUCCACAUAGGGACCUGAACAUGUCUGAGUUUGUGUGUGACCCAAAGGCCGGACCCUAUGUUUAUGACCUCAUUGCUGUCUCCAACCACUAUGGAGGAAUGGGAGGAGGCCACUGUGAGUAAUGGUUGCUUCUGCCAGUAACACCCAGGUCAAUCCUUAAUGCAGACUCUUAGACCUAGAUAAUGACUUACACCAGGGUGUCUGCGUGUCCUUAAAAAGUAUUUGUCUUAAAUUAAUUUAUCUGAUAUAAAGGCCUAGAUAAGUUUUACAGUCUUGCUCAUGGCGGCAGAACGGCAAGGACUGGCCCUGCUAUCUGCAUAAUAAUAUCUGCUGAUAAAGCUAUUUGUUUUAGUACCUGGUAACCUGAAGCAGGUCAAAUUCGAGUUUAUAAAACAGUCAGCGGUGUUUAGACUGUUUGUUCCCACUUACAUGGCAUGUAGUGUCAACUUAAUUUGGCCAAGCUUUUGUUUGGUGGUGACUAACCAGGCCUGCUAGUGGAAACCAGUUUAUCAGCUAUUCAUCCUAGCUCAACUUUAGACAUCACUGACCAUGAUGUAGUUUUCUAAUGUUUCUCCAAUAUCUUGUACCUUCAGACACAGCCUACGGCAAGAACAAAGCUGAUGGGAAAUGGCAUUACUUUGAUGACAGUAGUGUAUCGGCUGCCUCGGAGGAUCAGAUUGUGGUGAGUGAGCAACUUCAAACCUUACAUUCAUGUGUAACUCUGUAUACAGAGCAUCCGGAAAGUAUUCAGACCCCUUGACUUUUUCUACAUUUUGUUACGCUACAGCCUUAUUCUAAAAUUGAUAAAAAAUAUACAGUACCAGUCCAAAGUUUGGACACCUACUCAUUCCAGGGUUUUUCUUUAUUUUGACUAUUUUCUACAUUGAAAUGUUGAUUAUGUAUAAAAAUGUCUAUGAUGUGGGACUCAUUAUUACCAAUUUCUUAGAGCUAUUUGUUGUUCCAUGUGUCCAGUGUUUAUUAAUGAAUGUCAGCAGUGAUGAGAGCUCUCCAUUGACUAUGUCCUUUGGUGUUGAGUGUCAGUGUUGCUGUGGUGUAACUCUAUCCCCUCUCUCCUCCACAGACAAAAGCAGCCUACGUGCUAUUUUACCAACGCAGAGAUGUGGGCGACACCCCCACCAAGCCUCCGCCCUCUUCCCCUCUAGGGGGCGCUAAGGCCGACGAUCACAUGGAUACCAACUGAGCAGCGCUGAUGCUCAGGGACACGACACGCACUGAAGCAAAAAAAAUGACACACUUUGUUGAUGCACACACCAAGCUACUUCAGUGACAUAAGACUUCUGAGUCAAUAUUAUUAACUCCCCUCAACCCGUCACCCCUUUGUUUUUUUGUUUUGCUCAUACAUCGUCACCAAGAGCCAAAAGCCUUGUUAGAUGCUUGACCCGAGAGACUUCCUCCCUGGAGCCGGUGGCCUGCUGAUGUGUGAAACCUAGUUGACUAGUUAAAAAAAUAAAGAGGAAUAUAAAAAGGCUAAGAAUCCUCUCACUGGACGAACAGAAUGUUAGAAGUGCACUAAAAUGCUUAGGUAUUAUUAACUCAAACUUUUCUGUUACCUACUAGAAAAGUCAAAAAAAUAAAAAAAAGCCAAAUCCACAUCUUGUUUCUACCAAAGCGUUCUAAGUUGUACAUUGUAAAGAAAUGUACCAACUGCAUUGACAGACAGUGGGAAAGGGGAAACAUGCCCUUGAGUUGUCUCUGAUUUGUGUCUGUGAUGAUAACCCUCCAUGGCAGCGGUGAAUUUAUGCAAAUUUGUAUUUAACAUUGAGAUGUACACACAAUUCAACACAUGCCACUGAUGGAUCCUGUGACCUUCUGCCUCCUGUGAAGAAUGGAUCCAGUCAGAAAGGCACACUGGAGGUGUUCCCUCUGCUACAGAAACACACACAGGCCCCCUCAUUCUAGUCUGCCUCUGGGUUGGCCUGCAGGUCGUGUCCACAGUAGAUGGUGUUCCCUUAAGGUCCUGUUUACUGUGCCUUGAUAUAAGCUGUGUCAGAGGCUUCAUUUUCAGAGACGUGACUUCUGUCAGACCAUAGCCUGCUCUUUAUUAAGCCCAGCAUGCUAAUGCUGUCUCUCUCAUACCCCUCGCUCUCAUAAGUCUCAUCCUGCUAAAGAUGUGCUGCUCCCCCUCGUUACGCAAAGGCAACAGCGUCCUUUUAAUCCUGCAACCUGUUUAAAAAAGGAAGCACUUUUACGUUUUCCUUUAGUUGCAUCUGGAAUAAUACAUCUGUAUGUAUGACAUGUGGCAAGGCCCUGACCACUCAUACAUUUCCAGAUAAUAUGGCAGUACUUUCAAGCAUAUUUGAUUGCUGAUUGAAUGGACCCUCUGACUGCCAGCAAUGGCUUGUCCUUAGGCUACCUGUCCUGUAUGGUAUUACAGUCCUGCAUUGAAAUCUGACAUGUAUGAAAGUGGUGCUAAAUUUAUGAGACUUGAAAUUGUUGCUGUUCAUGAUAAGUCUCCAAUCCAUUGUCAAAUAGAAUUUGGACAGCAAUAACUUAAAGGCAUCCUCAGUGUGUUUAGGACUGCAGGCAUCUGCAGCCAUGUGUGUCCUCCCACCAAUGGACUCUCAGACAACCAAUCAGCUGUUAAAUAAAAUAUAUAAUGAUGACAUGACAUCUUGCUCGUCAAUGGAUGGAAAAAGGACUCCUAUAAAUCGAUCUGCUGUCGGACUGUUGCUACGUAGCUCUAUAUUCUUCACUGACACGUGUCACAUUGAAUACUAGUAGUCUUCAGUAACAGCUGCUCAGCUUGUGGGGGGCUGGUGACAGCAACACAAUACAUGUCAGGAACCAGUGUCUGAUACCAGAUUCAGCACCCUUCCGUAGUAUUUCACUGCGUUGCUAAGUGUCUUGUAAAGGUUGAUACAAUAUACGACUAACCAGAGCUAUAUAAGUGGCUCUGCCAAUAACUACUUCAUGGAUGAAUUUCCCGUAAGAUCAAUUCUAGCUCUGUGGCAUUUGUCCUGUGCUUUUUCCAUGUGGCACAAAAGCAUGUAAAUGUCUUUGGGACUGCAGAUGUCCUAUUUGCUGGUUGGUCCCUCUGUGAUUAUGCCCUCCUGAGAUGAUUACAAUAUUAAUAUAACCAUAUUUAUGUCAAUGAAUAGAAAAGCUUUACACCAUAUCUGUAAUAUUAUUCUAUAGCAAGUGAAAAAGGCACCCAGCUGUCCAAAACAGAUUGGAUUAGUUGCUUUUCUUUACAAUCCUCAUGAGCAACUUAGCCAUUUGAGCUUCAAUUUGCUGUCAAAUAUCUUGAAUAGAUGUAAAUAAUCACACUAUUUCAAAAAUAGUUAUGUAACUGUUGUAAUAUUGAUCAUAUUGCCAAUAUCUGCAAUAUUUGUUUUUAAUUGAGAAUUAUUUGGAUUGGAAAUACAAUAAAGACUGGCAGCCUAAAAUGAUAUA